Molecule: messenger RNA, 567 nt
Organism: Symbiodinium necroappetens
Lineage: Eukaryota; Dinophyceae; Suessiales; Symbiodiniaceae
Source: the annotation of a GenBank genome assembly
AUGACACGAGCCGAGGUGGCAGCUGGCGUCAUCGUCCUUUGCAGGAGCUUGAGCCCCGACGCUCCACUCAGCUUUGACCUCCUAGGUCAGAAGAAGAGCACGGCCAAGCAAGCAGACUUAGAGGCCAAGCAAGCAGAAUUGGAGGCAAAACGCAAGGAGGCAGAGGAGAAGGAGCACGAGAAGCAGCGACAGAAGGAAGCAGAGGAGGAGGCGAAGCGGAAGCAGGCAGAAGAGGAGGAGGAGCGGAAGCGGCGACGAAAAGAGCUCAUCGAGAAGGAGACCGAUGCCGUGAGGCAAGCGCAGAAAGCUGCACAUCGGCCGCUGAAUUCUUACGAGGAGCGCCGAAUCCGCCGGCAGGUCCGAUCUGAGUUUCUGGGAGGCGGCGGACUGCAGGUUGAUGACGGGCACAAAGAUGACUGGGCACAACCUCUCAAGCCAGAAAUGAAAGCCCAGCUGGAAGAUGCCGUGCGCUUUUUCUCGGAGACAAUGCGCGUGCCAGCGGCAUUGAUUGGAUCCGCAGCAUUGGGCAUGCUUUUUCUGCCACCCUGGAAGUUCGGCUGGUGCAAG